AUGAGCUACCCUUCGUCAUUCAUGCCAGCACGUAGGAUUUCAAACUCUAGAAUGCACAACCGUCUCCUGGACUCUGAUCCACUCUCACGCCCACUUGAGGGGGGUCCAGAGGAAGAAACGAGCGAAGAACAAGUGAGGGAGAAGCGCAACCCAAAGUACAAACCAAAGAAGAUGAUGGACGAGGCAAUCGAAGCCAUGUCUGGCCUUGAUUUGAGCGAGGCUUCAGACCCAAAGGAUUUCGAGGAUCCUGCGAUGUUCAUGCACUUCUUCGCAGAACGCAACGCGAAUGCGGCAGCUGACAAGCACCGGGCCAAACGUCGUGAGAAGCGGCACCAGAAAGCACUUUUUCGCAGCAUGGAGAACAUGACUUUGGGAGGUAGGGCGAUUGACAAGACCACAGGGGGGAAGAUCGAUCGCGAGAAGAAGACUACCAAGGUGGCUGCUCCACCUGUACCUCUCAAUGCGGUGACCAAGGCAGGAGUCCCCGUGAGGCACCCCAUCUGCUCCGAUUGGGCGGACUACCCGGAGGGUGAUGAUACUAAGAUGGGAGAGCUGGAGUCACAAGAGUAG
Messenger RNA from Fulvia fulva, 570 nucleotides. RefSeq lists its product as uncharacterized. Bases 1 to 570 code for a protein of 189 amino acids. The transcript has a single exon. NCBI's taxonomy places the organism in Eukaryota, Fungi, Ascomycota, Dothideomycetes, Mycosphaerellales, Mycosphaerellaceae. The record is from RefSeq and is a predicted model, not a curated record.